UCUCGCGGUUUGUUAUAUUCAGGAUAAGAUAUUACAAAAUUUAUGGGAAACUAUAUUUUGGUUACAUGUGAGAAAAUUUAUGUUAAAAUUUAACUAGAAAUUAUGAUUUUUAAAUUUUCAUUAUUUUUAACAUUACAAUUAAUAUUCUUUGUUAAUUUUUAUACACCUGUUUUUACAAAGAAGCAAAAUAAACUUAGGUUUUGCAUUGUGAACAGUUUUCAUACUCACAAUACAAUUGAAAAUGUUUGUCAAAAUCUAGUCCAAUCAAAAAAUAGCAAAGUAGAGUGUAUUAUUGAAACUGACAGAAUACAAUGUCUAAGAUUGUUAAUAAACGAUCAAGCAGAUUUUAUGUCAGCGGAACCUGAGGAUUUAAUAGUUCUUGCAUUGAAUAAAGAGAACAAUAAUAAAAUUCUAGUCACACAUGAAUUGAGAGUAUGGGAAAAUGAGUAUUCUAGUUUUAAAACAGUCGUAGUGGUGCGAAAAGACAUUGAAAAUUUAUGGCACACUGAGAAUAGACAUCUUUGUUUACCAGGCUUUGAAAAAAAUUCCGUUCUUUUAGAUUACAUAAAAUUUUUGGAGACAAAAUUCGUUUCUUCUGACUGUAGUCUAGAGAAGAGUUUACUAGAAAAUAAAUUAUCAGCUUUGUCACAAUAUUUUGAAUCGGCUUGCAUCAGUGGUCCAUGGACAAAUGAUGAGCAAAUCGACAUGCAAAUGAAAAAAAAAUAUGGAAAUUUGUGUUCACGAUGUAAAAAUAGUCUAAAAUGUUCGAAGGAUGAUAAAUUUUAUGGAAAAGAAGGAGUUUUACUAUGCUUAACUGAAGGUGGGGGAGAUAUUGCAUGGGCAAGAUUAAAUUUUGUUCGUUCUCACUUCAAGCGAUUUGGAGGUGAAGAAGAUUAUAAUUUUCUCUGUCCCGAUGGUUCAACUAGAAAAUUAACAGAUGAUCCUUGCAUUUGGUUCGAAGAACCCUGGAGAACAACUAUUGCCAGAAAAAUAAUCGCUGAAAAAGUUUCGAAAUUUAUAUCCGAUCAAAAUAAUCAAGUUGGAGAUUUUUUAACACUUUUGCAAUAUGAUCUUCAUAGAACACCAGUCAGUACUGAAACUCUAAAAACACCAGAGGAUUAUUUUAAAUUAUCAUUUCCUGAUUAUUAUUCUCUAAAGGAUUAUUUACAAUGUAAACCAGAUCGACGUAUAAAAUGGUGUGUAACUACAAAUUUAGAAGUAGAAAAAUGCAAUUGGCUCUCAUAUGCUGCAAAUAGUUAUGGAAUAGAACCAUUAAUUGAAUGUGUACAAGAAUUAAAUAAAAAAAAUUGUCUAGAAUCGGUGAAAAAUAAAAGGAGCGAUAUUUUUGUCGUAAAUUCAUCAAAAGAAUUUGAAGCUAAAAUGAAGGGUUUAAAGCCAAUUAUUCACAUGGUAACAAAAAAGAAAAAUCAAACAGUAGCACUGGUAAAAAAAUUUUCGAAUAUAAAAUCGUUUAAAGAUCUAAAAAAUCAAAAAGCUUGUUUCUCGGGUUACAGAGAUAUUGGAUGGAAUACAUUUAUUUAUUUAAUGAAAAAUUUAACUGGAGAUAAUAAUUGGUACUGUAAAGACAAGGAAAUGGUUUCUCAAUUUUUUAAGGAAAGUUGCGUGUUUCAUUUAAACAAACAAGAUUUUUCCACUUUUCCAAAAAAUCUCUAUUCACUCUGCUCGCAUCUAAAUUUUAGCAAUACAAACAAUACAGUAUUAAAUUGUUUGGAUUCUGACAUUGCCAACGUGUCUUUUUUAAAUUUUAACUCAGUAAAUCCAUUUUCAUCAAAAUAUUCAGAGGUGUAUUAUAGAACUCUUUGUAGAAAUGAAUUUAUGGAUAACUCUAAUAUGGAACAUGAAUGCCUUUUAUCACAGUCAACACUCGGAUCGAUAAUGGUAAAUCAAAAUGUAACAUCAUCAAGGGAAGAAGAUAUCUCUCUGUUAUUUAUGAAUAUUAAUGGAUUAUUUGGGGAAACUUAUCAGGGAACGACUCCUUUAAUGAAUCUUCAUGGUCCCUUUGAAGGACAGAUGAAUAUUAUUUUUUCAGAAUUCACUGAAUUUAUACGAGAUGCUAAUAAAAAUUAUCGCACAUUGAAUUAUAAUGAAAUUAUGGAAAAUUGGGGAAAAGAACAAUUAUGCAAUAAAGCUGAUUUUUUACGAAAUUUCAUUUACAUUUCAAUUCUUCUACCGAUUAUUAUUUGUUUAUUAAGCUACUGGACAGAGCACCUUUUAGACCGUUUUCUAAUUGAAAUAUCUCAAAACAAAAGAUUGCAAAAAAAAAACGCGAUUUAUGAACAAGUUUUUAAAUUUAAAUUAAUAAAUAUGUUUUUUAAAGAGUGGAUCAUUCUAAUAACAAGUUAUGUUUUUAUCAUUAAUUUUCAAUCAACCGUUUUAGCUGAAAAGCACAAACUUCGAUAUUGUAUGGUGGACGAUACCAUAUCCCAUGAAAUGAAAAAUUCGGAAACAUGUCCCAUUUUAGUAGAUUCAGCUAAUCCUCAAGUCACAUGUAUCGUUGCUAUUGAUAGAGUGACUUGCUUACGACAUUUACUUGCCGAUGAAGUAGACUUUAUUGUUGCGGAACCGGAGGAUCUUAUGAUUUUUGGAUUUUCUCAAGAGUACAAUAAUAAAAUUCUAGUAACACACAUUUUACCAUCAAUGCCAACAGAUUCAGAAAAUUCCCAAAUGGUCGUAAUUGCUCGCAAUAAUAUACAGGAUAUUUUACACACGGAGAAGAAACGUUUCUGUUCACCUGGAUUUGAACCGGGUGUUUUAGUUCGAGAUUACGUUAAAUACUUUGAAAGCAUAAUAACUCCACGAAAAUGUGAUCCAGAUAAAUCUCUAUUAGAAAAUAGAAUGUCUACUUUAUCGGAAUAUUUUUCAUCUGCAUGCAUCAGUGGUCCAUGGACGGUUGAUUAUCAACGCGAUCAAAAAUUAAAAAAAACAUAUUCAAAUCUUUGCGCUGAAUGUGGUGAUUCAACAACAUGUUCACAUGAAGAUUCAUUCUUUGGAAAAUGGGGAGCUUUAAAAUGUCUAUUGUCAAUGAAAGGCGAUGUUACUUGGGCUACUCUUCACGCUGUUAAACAACAUGAUUUAAAAGAAUACAAGGAUGAAUAUUCUUUCCUCUGUCGCAAUGGAAAGACAAAAAAAUUGACAGAUAAACCUUGUGUUUGGCUUAAAGAACCACAUCGAAUGAUUGCAGUCACGAUGAAUUCUGCUGAAAGAGUUGGAAGAUUCAUGAAAAAUCCAGCAAAUAUGAAUGAUUUAUGGAGACUUUUUGUAGGAUUGCCAAAAGCUAUCGAGUUGCCAGCAACACCUCUCGAUUACUUACAGAGAUCAUUUCCGGAAUAUUAUUCAUUAAAGGAUUACGCAAAAUGUACUCCCGAUAGGACAAUCAAAUGGUGUGUAACAACAUCUUUAGAAGCUGAGAAAUGUAAAUGGCUCUCGUUUGCUGCUCAAAGUCAUGGAUUGGAGCCUUUGAUCAAAUGUGUACAAGAAACGAGUCGCGAGAAUUGCAUGGAAUCAGUGAAAAAUGGAACGAGUGAUAUUUUUGCAGUUGAAUCUCGCGAGGAAGAUGAAGCAAAAAAACGAGGACUUAAGGCAAUUGCAUAUAUGAUGAUGAACAACGAACACGAAGAUAUAACAGUCGCUUUAGUACGAAAGUUCUCAAAUUUUACUUCUCUUCUCGAUCUACAAAAUCACAAAGCCUGUUUCCCAGGUUACAGAGAAUUUGAAUGGAAUGCUUUUCUUUACACAAUGAAAAAAUUAACCGGCAACCCUGAAUGGUAUACUAAAGACAAGGAGAUGGUUUCCAAAUAUUUCAAUGAAAGUUGUGUAGCUAAUUUGCAUAAUGGAAAUGAAUCGGAAAAAAAUUUUCCAAAUAAUUUAUAUUCAUUAUGUUCAAUAAGUACACAAACAAAAGUUCCCAAAGUACAACAUAUUUCAAGACAAACGCGUAAUCCAUCUAUGAUUGUGGAAAAAUUUGAAAUGCCCAAGAAGGAAGAAAUUCGAAAUUCAGAUCAUGCAAUGUUUAACUGUUUGACGCACAAUAAUGCCGAUGUAGCUUUUGUUAAUUUGAGUUCACUUAUGCAUAUGUACCCAGAUCUAAUUGGAACUACUUUUCGUGUGAUUUGUCUGAAUGAAUCGAAAACAGUGGAUCAGUGUUAUUCAGCUAAAAAAUCUCUAGGAUCGUUAGUUAUACAUAAAAACGUUACAAAAGCGAGAAAAGAUGACAUUUACUAUAUGCUAUUGGAUAUUGAUCGAAUAUUUGGUAUCACUUACCAAAUUAUCAGCAAAUUAAUUACUCUAUAUGGUCCUAUCAACGGUACGAAUGGCGUCAUUUUCCCUGAAGGUACUCAAUUUUUAGAUCCCAUAGCCUGUCAUUCACCAUGCAAAUUGAACUAUAAUGAAAUUUCAAAUGAUAUUUCAACCUAUUUUCAUAAAACAGAUGCUUCUUCAAAAUCCCCUGUCACAGCGAUUUUAGUAUUCUUUUGUGUUUUAUGUUUUAUUUUAUUUCUUUUAUUUUUAAGAAAAUUUAAAAAUUAUUAAUUUCGUUUAAAAUUUUUAUAAAUUUAAUUCUGUGACGCCAAAUAAUUGAAUUUUUUAACAAAGAAUAUUGUAUAUAUAACAAAAAUAUUAUUUAAAUAAUUAAUGAAAUAACUUUUCAAUGUAUAGAUAACGAAAUAAUUUUAUUAUUAACAAUGAAUGUAUUUUUUUAUUGAUAAAAACAUAAUUUAUUGUGUGUGAGUGACUUAGAUGAAUAAAUUAAUUGCAAGUGCUCUCUCAA
Leptopilina boulardi is the source of this 4786-nucleotide messenger RNA. RefSeq lists its product as uncharacterized. The record is from RefSeq and is a predicted model, not a curated record. The coding region runs from base 103 to 4548 and encodes 1481 amino acids. Gene Ontology annotation, biological process: iron ion transport. The transcript has 31 exons. Gene Ontology annotation, cellular component: recycling endosome; plasma membrane; early endosome. NCBI's taxonomy places the organism in Eukaryota, Metazoa, Arthropoda, Insecta, Hymenoptera, Figitidae.